Molecule: messenger RNA, 1485 nt
Organism: Micromonas pusilla CCMP1545
Lineage: Eukaryota; Viridiplantae; Chlorophyta; Mamiellophyceae; Mamiellales; Mamiellaceae
Exons: 1
Coding region: 1-1485 (494 amino acids)
Biological process (GO): L-histidine biosynthetic process
Molecular function (GO): imidazoleglycerol-phosphate dehydratase activity
Source: RefSeq, a predicted model, not a curated record
AUGGCGUCUUCCUCCGCCGUCGCCGCCGCCGCCGCCCCGCGCGUCGCCGCGCGCGCGCGCCCCCGCGCGUCGUCGUCGUCGCGCGCGUCCGCGUCCGCCGCGUCCACCGCCCGCCGCCGCGCCUCGGCCGCCGCGGCCGCCCCGAGCGCGCCCUCCUCCGAGCUGUCGUGGCCGGACGCGACCGCGACGGCGACGUGCGACGGCGACCUCGCCGUCGUCGCGAGCGUCGUCAACCUCGGCGCGCGCGGCGUCAUCGCGACCGGGCUGCCGUUCCUAGAUCACAUGAUCGACCAGCUCACGUCGCACGCGCAGCUCGGGGUCUCCGUGAUCGUCACCGAGGGCGCCACCGCGCGCGAGCCGUGCGUCGACGCGUCGGGGAGCGACGACGAGCGCGUCGCGAGCGCGGCGGGGGAGGCGCUCGGGAGCGCUCUGCGAGCGUUCCUCGCGCCCGGGAUCGCGAGGACGCGCGACGGGACCGUCGCGCCGGAUGCCGCGAGCGCGGUGUUCGCGGCGCCGCUCGACGAGGCGUACUCGUGGUGCGACCUCAACGCGUCCCCGGAGACGCCGGGGAGGCUCGACUUCGAGCUCACGCCGUACGGACCCGCGUCGUCCCCGGGGGGGAUCGGGCGGACGCGCAUCGGGACGUACCAGACGAAGCUAACGGAGCCGUUCUUCGCCGCGUUGACGGAGGCGUCCGGGGUGGCGAUGCACAUCCAAAAGUGCCGCGGGGACAACGCGCAUCACAUCACGGAGGCGUCGUUUAAAGCCUUCGCGCGGUGCCUUCGCGCGGCGAUGGACUCGAUGGAGGGCGUGGACGUCGUCUCGAUGAACGCGAAGCUGGAGGGCGUGACGAGGAGCGCGUCGAGGGCGAGGGCGACGAAGGAGACGGACAUCGACGUCUUCGUAGAUUUGGACGGCGCGCCCGACGUGACCUCCGUGAGCACCGGCAUCGCAACCUUAGACGCGCUGCUGUGCGAGAUCGCCGCGCACGGCGGCGUCCAGCUCAACGUGAAAGCGACCGGGGACUUGUGGAUCGACGACCACCACACGACCGAGGACGUCGCGAUCACGAUCGGUCAGGUCCUGUGCGAGGCGUUGGGGGAUAAGGCUGGGUGCAACCGCAUGGGACGCGCCGUCGCCGCGGUGCUCGACGGCGGCGACGUCGACGCCGCCGACGCCGCGGACGCCGCCGUCGUCGAGGCCGUCAUGGACCUGUCGAACCGGCCGUACUUGGAGAACGGCGUGGAGUUCAGGGACGAGUUCAUCGGCGAUUUAUCCGCGGAGAUGAUCGACCACCUGUUCAUGUCGGUUACCGCCAACGGGCAGAUGACGGUGCACCUGGUGCAGCACGCCGCGGGAAAGUCCGACGGGGACUUGGCGGUGGCGGCGGCGCGCGCGUUCGGGAGGUGUCUGAGGCAGUGCGUCGCGGUGGAUCCGCGGCGCGCGGGGGCGGUCGCGAGCAGCAAAGGGACGCUGUCCGUGUGA